This is a messenger RNA of Aspergillus candidus, 754 nucleotides long. Its product is annotated as ankyrin repeat domain-containing protein. Gene Ontology annotation, molecular function: protein binding. The record is from RefSeq and is a predicted model, not a curated record. NCBI's taxonomy places the organism in Eukaryota, Fungi, Ascomycota, Eurotiomycetes, Eurotiales, Aspergillaceae. Bases 58 to 549 code for a protein of 163 amino acids. The transcript has a single exon.
GCCAAAGGCCGCACUCUACUACAUCAUUACCUGCAGGGUCACUUUGCUUGGAGUGACAUGGUGGUUCUAUUAUUGUCAUACGGUUCCAAGGUGGAUCGUACUGACAACAACGAGCACACCCCACUAAGCACCUUUCUAAGCAAAUUCACGUUAGGGGAUCGAGUGGAAACUUGUCAGCUUCUCCUGGAGCAUGGUGCUAAUGCUCUUUGGACUGGUCCUGACGGCAGGAACCUAGCACAUCUCGCAGCCUGCCACCACACAAUGGAGCCUGGCGUUUUGGAAGCCUUGUCUAACUACGGCCUCGAUCUCUCAGCGAAGGACAAAGGCGGGAAAAGCAUUGUACACCAUGGGGCCAUUAGCGGAUCAUUAAGUUUGGAGGCUACGACAUUUCUUUAUGAAAGAAACAUACUAAAUCUGCAUGACACAGAUGAAAGUGGAAAAUCUCCCCUUGAUUAUGCAUUGCAAGAAGCUAAUAAAGAGAGAUCAUCAUUUCAGUUUGCCAGUAGCAGAUGGAAGCGGACUUUGGAGUCCUUGCAGAGCUUUUGUUGACACCGUUGUGCUUGAUAGGCGAGCCCUUUCCCUGAGAAAUAAUGUAUAGUCGGCUCCUGUUGAUUUGACCCCUAAUCAAUUUCCUUCAUUGACAGCCGAACCAAAUAUCAACAUGUAGGGGCUUUAUGUCAGGUAUCAAAAGGGCAGACAGUCUACGUUUUGUUUUUGGGUGCAUUAGGCUAGUAUAAAAAUCAUGUUUGCAAGA